Molecule: messenger RNA, 771 nt
Organism: Papaver somniferum (opium poppy)
Lineage: Eukaryota; Viridiplantae; Streptophyta; Magnoliopsida; Ranunculales; Papaveraceae
Exons: 2
Coding region: 1-771 (256 amino acids)
Molecular function (GO): zinc ion binding; nucleic acid binding
Source: RefSeq, a predicted model, not a curated record
AUGAAAGAAUCAGUUCAGCCUCACGUUCCGCAGUUUAGUGGGAAGAAUUAUGAUCGGUGGAGUAUCCAGAUGAAAGUUUUAUUUGGUUUUCAGGAGCUUACCGAGGUGGUGGAGGCUGGAUUCUUCGAUGUAAAUGAUCCGGUAGUUGGUGCAGCUCUUCCUCAAGCCCAGAGGGAUGAAUUGAGAGAGAACAGAAGGAAGGACAAGAAAGCUUUGUACUUCAUACACCAAGCCCUUGAUGAUGCAUUAAGGGAUAAUGGUGAAGUGUUAGCUGAUUCUCGUGUUGUUGAGAAGAUUAUGCGAUCGCUAACGGAACCUUUUGACUAUGUUGUUGCUGCAAUCGAAGAAGGCAAAGAUAUGUCUUCUAUUACCAUUGAUGGGUUGGAAGGUUCUUUAUGUGCUUAUGAAUUCAGGAUGAAACAACGAAGGCCGAGUUCCUUGGAACAUGCUUUACAAAGCAAAGUCGUCAUCACUGAGAAGGGAAGCUCCAGCAAUGCCAACUCCUCAAGUCCAGGCAAAGGCACAUCUCCGCGCAAGAAAGAUAAGUCCACUGUUCAAUGUUAUCGCUGUAAACUCAAUGGACAUUAUCGAUCUGAAUGUAGAAUGAAGUUGCCAAAGAAAAAUGCUGAGCAUGCUAACUAUGUGGAGUUAGAAGAAGAGGAGCGUUUAUUCUUCACUUGUAGCGGUGAUGAUGAUGAAGAACAUCGCAACAAUUGGUACCUGACACAGGUUGCACAAACCAUAUGUGUGGUAACAAGGAGCUAUUUCUGA